AUGUCUGCAAACGGAGCCGGGGGAGUCGUGAUUCCUCUUUAUGACGCCAACUUUUCCCAUUCCCCUGCCUUCCCACCCCGACCACCCCAUAGUGGCCAUUAUCGCAACGUUACGGCUCCUGAUAAGGCGUACGACUACGAUCGUGGCGCCGGGACCACAUUACUGCCACUAUGUGUGGAUCAAACACGGUAUAUCAACAGGGAGAGGGAGAAGAACAAAGUUAUAGUCAUGAAAGUCAAUCAACUACAUCAACUGAAACAACAGACAGGUCCACAGUUAUUUAGCACUCUAUAUGACUGUCAGAGUAAGUCUCUGUGUAGAGAUGUCAAACACCAGAUGUUAGCAAACAUCCAUCGCACCUAUCCGUUAUCUUGCCAAGUGUUCAACGUGGACGUUGGACUUGUCGCAAAAGCAGUGAUAGUGAGCAGUGCUGUAGACAAAGCUUCUGUUAUUCCUACUACUACCACGUCAGCAAUAGCAUUGAUGGCGAGCAGCAUUAUAGACAAUGUCCCUGUUGUUCCUACAACUACCACGUCAGCAAUAGCAUUGAUGGCGAGCAGCAUUAUAGACAAUGUCCCUGUUGUUCCUACUACUAACACGUCAGAAAUAGCAGUGAUGGCAAGCAGCGUUAUAGACAAUGACUCUGUUGUUUCUACUACAACGUCAGCAAUAGCAGUGAUGGCGAGCAGCGUUAUAGACAAUGACUCUGUUGUUCAUUCUAUAACGUCAGCAAUAGCAGUGAUGGCAAGCAGUGCUAUAGACAAUGCCUCUCUUUUGCAUACUACCUCGUCAGCAAUAGCAGUGAUGGCAAGCAGCGUUAUAGGCAAUGACUCUCUUUUCCCUACUACCACAUCAGCAAUAGCAGUGAUGGCGAGCAGCGUUAUAGGCACUGACUCUCUUUUCCCUAAUACCACAUCAGCAAUAGCAGUGAUGGCGAGCAGCGUUAUAGGCAAUGCCUCUGUCGUUUAUACUACCACGUCAGCAAUAGCAGUGAUGGUAAGCAGCGUAAUAGACAAUGACUCUGUUGUUCAUUCUAUAACGUCAGCAAUAGCAGUGAUGGCAAGCAGCGUUAUAGACAAUGACUCUGUUGUUUCUACGACAACGUCACCAAUAGCAGUGAUGGCGAGCAGCGUUAUAGACAAUGACUCUGUUGUUCAUUCUAUAACGUCAGCAAUAGCAGUGAUGGCAAGCAGUGCUAUAGACAAUGCCUCUCUUUUGCAUACUACCUCGUCAGCAAUAGCAGUGAUGGCAAGCAGCGUUAUAGGCAAUGACUCUCUUUUCCCUACUACCACAUCAGCAAUAGCAGUGAUGGCGAGCAGCGUUAUAGGCAAUGACUCUCUUUUCCCUACUACCACAUCAGCAAUAGCAGUGAUGGCGAGCAGCGUUAUAGGCAAUGCCUCUGUUGUUUCUACUACAACGUCAGCAAUAACAGUGAUGGUAAGCAGCGUUAUAGACAAUGACUCUCUUUUUCCUACUACCACAUCAGCAAUAGCAGUGAUGGCGAGCAGCGUUAUAGGCAAUGCCUCUGUCGUUUAUACUACCACGUCAGCAAUAGCAGUGAUGGUAAGCAGCGUAAUAGACAAUGACUCUGUUGUUCAUUCUAUAACGUCAGCAAUAGCAGUGAUGGCAAGCAGUGCUAUAGACGAUGCCUCUCUUUUCCCUACUACCACGUCAGCAAUAGCAGUGAUGGCGAGCAGCAUUAUAGACAAUGCCCCUGUUGUUUCUACUACUACCACGUCAGCAAUAGCAGUGAUUGUAAGCAGCGUUAUAGACAAUGACUCUCUCUUCCCUACUACCACGUCAGCAAUAGCAGUGAUGGCAAGCAGCAUUAUAGACAAUGCCCCUGUUGUUCCUACUACUACCACGUCGGCAAUAGCAGUGAUGGUAAGCAGCGUUAUAGACAAUGACUCUGUUGUUCAUUCUAUAACGUCAGUAAUAGCAGUGAUGGCUAGCAGUGCUAUAGACGAUGCCACUCUUUUCCCUACUACCACGUCAGCAAUAGCAGUGAUGGCGAGCAGCAUUAUAGACAAUGCCCCUGUUGUUCCUACUACUACCACGUCAGCAAUAGCAGCGAUGGUAAGCAGUGCUAUAGACAAUGCCUCUCUUUUCCCUACUACCACGUCAGCAAUAGCAGUAAUGGCAAGCAGCAUUAUAGACAAUGCCCCUGUUGUUCCUACUACUACCACGUCGGCAAUAGCAGUGAUGGUAAGCAGCGGCGUUAUAGACAAUGACUCUGUUGUUCAUUCUAUAACGUCAGUAAUAGCAGUGAUGGCUAGAAGUGCUAUAGACGAUGCCCCUCUUUUCCCUACUACCACGUCAGCAAUAGCAGUGAUGGCGAGCAGCAUUAUAGACAAUGCCCCUGUUGUUCCUACUACUACCACGUCAGCAAUAGCAGUGAUGGCGAGCAGCGUUAUAGGCAAUGCCUCUGUUGUUUAUACUACCACGUCAGCAAUAGCAGUGAUGGUAAGCAGCGUUAUAGACAAUGACUCUGUUGUUCAUUCUAUAACGUCAGCAAUAGCAGUGAUGGCAAGCAGUGCUAUAGACGAUGCCUCUCUUUUCCCUACUACCACGUCAGCAAUAGCAGUGAUGGCGAGCAGCAUUAUAGACAAUGCCCCUGGUGUUCCUACUACUACCACGUCAGCAAUAGCAGUGAUGGCAAGCAGCAUUAUAGACAAUGCCCCUGUUGUUCCUACUACUACCACGUCGGCAAUAGCAGUGAUGGCAAGCAGCGUUAUAGACAAUGACUCUGUAGUUCAUUCAAUAACGUCAGUAAUAGCAGUGAUGGCGAGCAGCAUUAUAGACAAUGCCCCUGUUGUUCCUACAACUACCACGUCGGCAAUAGCAGUGAUGGUAAGCAGCGUUAUAGACAAUGACCCUGUUGUUCAUUCUACAACGUCAGUAAUAGCAGUGAUGGCGAGCAGUGCUAUUAUAGACAAUGCCUCUCUUUUCCUACUACCACGUCAGCAAUAG
Molecule: messenger RNA, 2970 nt
Organism: Macrosteles quadrilineatus (aster leafhopper)
Lineage: Eukaryota; Metazoa; Arthropoda; Insecta; Hemiptera; Cicadellidae
Exons: 3
Coding region: 1-2970 (989 amino acids)
Source: RefSeq, a predicted model, not a curated record